UUCGUUAUGUGGACCUGCAGAAGCAGUAGCCCCGGACCAAUGGCGGUGGAUAGAGCGUUUGAAGAGAACGCCCAUUCGAACCUAGACGAGCAAAAGCUGUGCUGAUUCCGUUGAACAAUAGUGGGAGAGAGAGAAAGAGGGCGGCAGUGAUCGAGAACGAAGCCUAUUCUUAGACUGAAGAUGCACCAGGAAUGUGGAGGGAGAUCGGGGACAGAGAAACCGGUAGAAUCCUGCCGAAUUCGUUCACUAAUCGGGUCAAAUCGAGUCGUAUCCGCACUCUUCAGCUCUCUAACAACAAAGACAUCGUCUCUGCUCACAGAGGCGCCAUCAAUUCGCUUCAGGUUGAUUUGACAGAGGAGCGAUAUUUGUUAUCUGGUUCGUCAGAUGCAUCAGCUGCUGUUUAUGACGUUCAAAGGGCUACAGAUUAUGAAGGAGGUGGCGUUAUUGCCAAGCACCGUUGUCUAUUUGCUGUUGACAAGAAACAUGAACACGGACAUAAAUAUGCUAUAUCCUCAGCCAUAUGGUAUCCUAUAGAUACGGGGCUAUUCAUUACAAGCUCAUAUGACCAUUAUAUAAAAGUAUGGGAUACAAAUUCCACGCAGGUGGUAGUGAAUUUCAAAAUGCCGGGAAAGGUUCAUAGAGCUGCCAUGUCUUCAUUGGCAACAUCUCACAUGCUAAUAGCUGCUGGAACUGAAGAUGUUCAAGUUCGUCUUUGUGAUAUUGGUUCUGGUGCAUUCGCUCACACAUUAUCUGGUCAUCGUGAUGGUGUUAUGACAUUAGAAUGGUCUACUUCCAGCGAGUGGGUUCUGGUAACUGGUGGAUGUGAUGGCGCAAUACGUUUUUGGGAUAUCAGACGUGCUGGAUGCUUUCUUGUUCUAGAUCAGUCCCAGACCCAGCUUGGGAGACGCCUGCCUAUUCGAACAUGCUCUACGAUGAACACGGAUUCUGAAUCAAGAAAUUUGUCUCCUAAGUCACGCACACCACAAAGGAGAUCCAUUCGUAAGAGUGAAAAACAAUCUCUUCUUGAUAGAACCUCUGCCAAAGGACUUGUCAGGCAGAGAUUACAUCCUGGGAUGUUGUCUAGUCAAGAUCAUGCAACAGCUCAUUACGGUGCAAUCACGGGCUUAAAAAUAACUGAAGAUGGCAUGUAUCUUCUGAGUGCAGGAUCUGAUUCAAGAAUACGUUUGUGGGACAUUGAAUCUGGUUGCAACACACUUGUGAAUUUUGAGACAAUGCGCCUCCAGACCAGCAAAGCUAUUCAGCUGGCCACAAGCCGGGAUUCAGCUCUUGCUUUUGUUCCGUGCAUGACAGCUGUGAAAGCAUUCGAUUUCUGGUCAGGUAAGACAUACCUGACACUUUGUGCCCACUAUGAAUACGUCAACUGUUGCUGGUUUAGUUCGCAAGAUCAGGAGUUGUAUACUGGUGGCAAUGAUAGGCAAAUUAUUGUAUGGUCUCCAUCGAGAUUGAUGCCCAAUGAGAAUGGAGGGGAUUCUCAGGAUCAGGAUAAUUGGAGCGACUGAUGUUUGCUGCAUCAUCCGGUGAAAGGGCCUGAUCGACUUUUGCUCCAGCAUCUAACAUGCAGAUGAAGGGCCAUCUCUAAUAUCUCUGUUUAUGUGUACAAUUAUCUCUGGACUCUAAUGUAAAUUCUGUUGCAUGUGAAUACUCAUUUUCAAGGGCUCUAUUUGUUGUAAUGGAAGCAUUGUUUUGUUUUAACGGAAGUGCAUGGCUCUAUCUCUUGGACAACAUUUUUGAAUUUCAUUUUAAUGAAUAUAUAAAUGGUUGAUGUUUACUUGGUUGAA
Tripterygium wilfordii is the source of this 1799-nucleotide messenger RNA. RefSeq names its product WD repeat-containing protein ATCSA-1. The transcript is spliced from 9 exons. The coding region runs from base 192 to 1520 and encodes 442 amino acids. Gene Ontology annotation, cellular component: Cul4A-RING E3 ubiquitin ligase complex; nucleotide-excision repair complex. Gene Ontology annotation, biological process: protein polyubiquitination; proteasome-mediated ubiquitin-dependent protein catabolic process; transcription-coupled nucleotide-excision repair. NCBI's taxonomy places the organism in Eukaryota, Viridiplantae, Streptophyta, Magnoliopsida, Celastrales, Celastraceae. Gene Ontology annotation, molecular function: protein binding. The record is from RefSeq and is a predicted model, not a curated record.